AUGGCCAUCACCAACCACGGCAUAACGUGCACUUUUCUCACAUUACCUUCAUCCUUCUUAAUAUUGGCCCCAGGACCUGAAGGAAAAGUCCAUGAGUCCCCACCUACCCCCACGGCAACCACGGCACCUGGGGAAGCACAGCCAGAUAAGGAUUCCUUACCAAAGAGUCCUGAUGUAUCGCCCCCAGCACCCGAUUCCAGGAGUCCCUCAUCCGGUGCGUCAGGUGCAACCGGCGCCCCCGGUAACAGUGGUGGAGGUGCCGUCGCCGCUGGUAGCGGCAAUGAUGACCCCCCUCCUCUCAAUCCACCCAAACCCAAACCAGAACCCACGAACCCAGAUCAAUCGGGGAGCAGCCCCGGCGGCACCGGCGCGGGCGGUCUACCAGAUGGUGCUGGUGGUGGAGCAGGACGUGGAGGCGGGGGAGGAAGUGGAAGUUCCCCCAGUUCAACCACAAGCCGCGCUACUGCUUCUAAUGGAGACGAUAAGGAAAACAACGCUGCCGACAGUAAAAUGCAGGCUGAAAAUGUUGGAUUUGAAUUAGACCUUAAACCAUACAAAGGGGGCCUGGAUGGAUCAUAUGCACCACCAAGCCCAGAGGUUACAGCAUCUGAUAAACCAGUUACAAUUCCGGGGCGCUCGAAAGAUGAUGACGCUAUCUCCCCCAUUUUUACUGCAAAGGACAUCUUCCUUUCUUCUCCUAUUCUUAUCUUCGUUGCAUCCGUCACUUCCCUUAUCGUCCUCUAUUCCCUUUGGAAACGCACGAUCAUGGAGCUACAUCUAGAAGUGCUCAACGAAUGUGAAGCACCCGAAUGGGAAAACGUCAAAGACGACUAUUUGCAGAUUGUCGUGGAGGACUUUGCACAGGAGUUUGCGCAGGAUAUGAUACGGGACGACAACAGGAAUAACAAUAUCUUGGAUGUUCCUAACUCGCACGCCGCUUUAGCAACCCACGAUUCGACAACCCUGGAUUCAUGUCGACCUAAGGAAGAGGACCCCGAUCCAUGGAGUUGUAUGGAAACUAUACAGUUUAAAGAAGAGGGGACUCCUGCUCCUUUUCCCGAGAAUGUGAAUUCGAGAGUAGUAUGCAGGAGGAGUUAUAUGUGGAUACAUUAUUACAGAAUAUGCGAAAUGAGGAUGGGCAGCACAUGA
Molecule: messenger RNA, 1149 nt
Organism: Plasmodium fragile
Lineage: Eukaryota; Apicomplexa; Aconoidasida; Haemosporida; Plasmodiidae
Exons: 2
Coding region: 1-1149 (382 amino acids)
Source: RefSeq, a predicted model, not a curated record